AUGAAGUGCCACAAGGCCUACUUGGCGGUGGCGGCUGCUCUCAAGAGCGCAAGUGUGAAGCUCCAGAAAACCCCGGACACGGCUAACUACGACGUCAAGGCUUCGGCUGACAACAUGAGGCGCGUGGCGCAAGUGCUUGGGAAAAACACUGACCCGACUUCAACCACGCUUAAGGAGAUGACUGUGCAGAUGGAGAAACUCCUCGAUCUUGCUGCUGGUGCUGCCGAUGCGGUUGACGACGACGACGAGAACCUCCACCGUCGCGUCUGA
Microthlaspi erraticum is the source of this 270-nucleotide messenger RNA. The record is from the annotation of a GenBank genome assembly. NCBI's taxonomy places the organism in Eukaryota, Viridiplantae, Streptophyta, Magnoliopsida, Brassicales, Brassicaceae.